CCUCUCCAUUUAAACCUCACUAACUCCAUUCUUUCUUUCAAAACCCAGAACUCUCUCUCUUCUCUCUCUAUUACCCAAGAAUUUGAUAACUAUGUGCCAACAAUCUUCACCUUCUGAUUCUUGCAAAAUCGAUUUAGACCCAUCCACCAAAGUACAACAAUCUGACAUGUUAGCUCCUCUGGUCCCGAAGAAUCUUGAAUUUGAACCACAAACCCAAAAUCAAGAAAAGACAACUUGCCAUGUUUCUUUAGCAAUUAAAGAAGCUAAAUGCAUAGCUGACAUUGCUCUUCCAAUGAUACUAACUGGUCUUUUGCUCUAUUCUCGCUCUAUGAUCUCUAUGCUAUUUCUCGGUCGCCUUGGCGAGCUUUCUUUAGCCGGUGGUUCACUUGCCAUCGGUUUCGCUAACAUAACAGGUUAUUCUAUUCUCUCUGGUCUCGCCAUUGGAAUGGAACCCAUUUGUGGUCAAGCUUUUGGUGCUAAAAGAUAUAAACUCCUUGGUCUAACUAUGCAAAGAACAAUUCUUCUACUUUUCUUGAUUUCUAUCCCUAUUGCCUUUUUAUGGCUCAAUAUGAAAAAGAUUCUUCUUUUCUGUGGCCAAGAAAAUGAUAUUGCCACAGAAGCACAAAUUUACAUUCUUUAUUCUCUUCCUGAUCUAAUCUUGCAAUCUUUUCUACACCCUUUACGUAUAUACCUUAGAACUCAAUCCAUAACUCUGCCUCUAACUUACUGUGCAACAUUUUCUAUUCUUCUACAUAUACCCAUUAAUUAUUUUCUUGUUUCUGUAUUAAAUCUUGGAAUUAAAGGUGUUGCAUUAAGUGGGAUAUGGACUAACUUCAAUCUUGUAGCCUCUUUGAUCUCUUACGUUAUGGUUUCUGGCGUUUACAAGAAAACUUGGAGUGGGAUUUCUUUAGAAUGCUUAAAUGGAUGGAAAUCUUUGUUAAAUUUAGCAAUCCCAAGUUGCGUUUCGGUUUGCCUUGAAUGGUGGUGGUACGAGAUUAUGAUUUUAUUAUGUGGGUUAUUGUUAAAUCCAAGAGCUACUGUUGCUUCAAUGGGAAUUCUGAUCCAAACGACGGCAUUUUUAUACAUUUUCCCAUCUUCUUUAAGCUUUAGUGUAUCUACAAGAGUUGGCAAUGAAUUGGGUGCUAACAAUCCUCGAAGAGCAAAACUUGCAGCCAUUAUUGGUCUUUCGUCAAGCUUCGCGUUGGGAUUCUCCGCUCUGUUUUUUGCCGUUGUAGUAAGAAAGAUUUGGGCAAGUAUGUUUACACAAGAUGCAGAGAUUAUUGCGUUGACAACAAUGGUACUGCCUAUAAUAGGUCUUUGUGAGCUCGGAAAUUGCCCACAAACAACCGGUUGUGGUGUUUUAAGAGGAACUGCGAGGCCUAAAUUGGGUGCUAAUAUUAAUUUGGGUUGUUUCUAUUUAGUGGGUAUGCCUAUUGCAAUUUGGUUAAGUUUUUAUGGUGGGUUCGAUUUUGAAGGACUCUGGCUCGGUCUUUUAGCCGCCCAAGGUUCAUGUGUAGUGACUAUGUUGUUCUUUUUAACUCGCACUGAUUGGGAAUGGCAAGCGCUUAAGGCUAAGGAGCUCACAAGAAAUAUGGAAUCUAAUAACGAUGAUAAUUUUGAAGUACAUGAUCGAACAUCAGAAUUUUAUUUAAAAGACAACAAUUUAUUAGUUUAAUUCGUCCUAUAAGAUCGGAUGAUGCUAAUACUUUCAUUUUAUUUUAUUAAGGAUAUGAUCAUGCACUAAUAUCGACUAAGUAGUUUCAUUUACGAAGCUAACAUAAAGAUUUUCUUUUCUAAAAUUGUUAGUACUUGUAAAGAGUUUUUUUAUUGAAUUGAUUUAUUUUUAGAUGGAGGGAAACUAUUAGUGAUGGCUUUGUUUCAUCCAUUGUUGCUUCUUAUUCAAACACAAAGAAAAUUGAAUCAUUGAUGUGUAAUUACAUUUGUACUUUAGUUUGUAUUGUAGUUCAUUUCAGGAAAGUAGUUUAGGACGUUCAUCAAUGUGCGUAAUUGUGGAAAGGAUCUUUUUAAGGUCUUAACAUUUAGAUCCGAGAGUGAGGUUCACCGUUCACGAGUGUAUGGCGCGUGGUAUGCAGAUGAUUAACCAAUUUGACCGGUCAGAUUUUGCGAGUGCCAACUCCGUAAUAGACCGUCUGACUCUCCCUCCAAUUCACGCUUUGGAUUGGGUCACGGGUGACCCAUUCAAUUUUAGCGCUUUUAAAAUUUUAAUUUUUUGUUUUCAAUUUUUUUUACGUUAUUAUACUAUUGAACUUGUAAGCUUAAAUUACUAUUUAAUUUCCUAAAUCUCAUGUAUUUUUGUUUA
This is a messenger RNA of Jatropha curcas, 2320 nucleotides long. RefSeq names its product protein DETOXIFICATION 49. Gene Ontology annotation, biological process: xenobiotic detoxification by transmembrane export across the plasma membrane. Gene Ontology annotation, cellular component: membrane. Gene Ontology annotation, molecular function: xenobiotic transmembrane transporter activity; antiporter activity. Lineage: Eukaryota; Viridiplantae; Streptophyta; Magnoliopsida; Malpighiales; Euphorbiaceae. The record is from RefSeq and is a predicted model, not a curated record.